Cryptomeria japonica (Japanese cedar) is the source of this 2365-nucleotide messenger RNA. RefSeq names its product amino-acid permease BAT1 homolog. Gene Ontology annotation, biological process: transmembrane transport. The record is from RefSeq and is a predicted model, not a curated record. Gene Ontology annotation, cellular component: membrane. Bases 291 to 1892 code for a protein of 533 amino acids. Lineage: Eukaryota; Viridiplantae; Streptophyta; Pinopsida; Cupressales; Cupressaceae. The transcript is spliced from 7 exons. Gene Ontology annotation, molecular function: transmembrane transporter activity.
ACUUCAUACAUUGAGAGCUACGAACUCCAACUGUAGUUAACUUUGAACAUUUCUCUGCAUGAUAUUUUAAUUUGUAACUUCUUCAUUUCACAUUGCAAUCUCUCAAUUAUACGUUUACAUUCCUUGUAAAAAUCAGUCAAGGAUUGGCGUAGGUGUGGCUCGAACCUGGGCCAAUUGCACGACUUCCAUUGUCGGUCAAUCUGGCAGACCCAAAGCCGUCGCCGAAUUCUUCUCCAGAUGGCAGUGAUAUUUAUGCUCCCUUGCUCGAAUCAUUCAAUGAAGCCAAAAUUAUGGACUCCAACGGUAGGGUUGCCUCGGCCUCGGAAGGCGAGAUUCGCGAGCCUGCAGAUGAUGGCCUGGAUUCCGGUGAGAGGCGUCUCAACGAGCUCGGCUACAAGCAGGAGCUCCGAAGAGAAAUGACAUUGUUCAAGACCUUUGCAAUUUCAUUUUCAACAAUGACACUCUUCACAGGGAUAACGCCACUCUAUGGGUCGAGCUUGUUGUAUGCUGGGCCUGCAACUCUUGUUUGGGGAUGGGUCAUUGUUUCUUUUUUCACAGCUUUCGUUGCAGUUGCCAUGGCAGAGAUUUGUUCUUCAUUUCCUACAACUGGUUCCUUGUACUUCUGGGCUGCUCAUUUGGCUGGCCCUGUCUGGGGUCCAUUUGCAUCUUGGUGUUGUGCCUGGCUGGAAACCAUUGGUCUAAUUGCAGGCAUUGGAACUCAGGCUUAUGCUGGAUCACAAACCCUACAAAGCAUUAUCUUAUUGAGCACUGGAACAAAUAAAGAUGGAGGUUAUCUGGCUCCACGUGGAGUCUUUCUUGCAAUGUACAUGGGGCUCACUGUUAUAUGGGCCAUUUUAAACACAUUUGCUUUGGAUGUGAUUGCUUUCAUUGAUACCAUCUCAAUUUGGUGGCAGGUCAUAGGAGGAGCAGUUAUUGUUGUGUUGCUUCCACUAGUUGCAAAAACUACUCAAUCUGCAUCAUAUGUAUUCACACACUUUGAGACUUCUGAAUCAACAGGAAUUCGAAGCAAGCCAUAUGCUGUAAUUCUUUCUUUCCUUGUUAGUCAGUAUUCACUCUAUGGCUAUGAUGCUGCGGCACAUUUAACUGAAGAAACAAAGGGUGCAGAUAUCAAUGGUCCGAUUGCAAUACUCUCGAGUCUAGGAAUUAUAUCAGUUUUUGGAUGGGCCUAUAUCUUAGCUCUUACAUUUAGCAUUCAGGACCCUAGUUACUUGUACAAUACAAGCAAUGAAACAGCUGGCACCUUUGUGCCAGCACAGAUUCUAUAUGAUGCAUUUCAUGGGCGAUAUCACAAUUCCAGUGGUGCAAUAGUUCUGCUAGUUGUUAUAUGGGGUUCUUUCUUCUUUGGAGGCCUUUCAAUUACAACAAGUGCUGCACGAGUUGUUUAUGCUUUAUCUCGAGACGGAGGCAUUCCAUUCUCAAGAGUUUGGCGUAAAGUACACCCAAAGUACAAGGUUCCUGCAAAUGCAGUAUGGUUAUGUGCAGUUUUAUGUAUGCUCUUGGGCCUUCCUAUAUUGAAAGUAAAUGUGGUAUUCACAGCUAUCACAUCAAUCUGUACCAUAGGAUGGGUUGGUGGAUACGCUGUUCCCAUAUUUGCCAGAAUGGUUAUUCCGGGAAAGAAUUUUAAGCCAGGACCUUUCUUCUUGGGGCGUGCAAGCCGUCCAGUUUGUCUCGUAGCAUUCUUGUGGAUAUGUUAUACCUGUUCAGUAUUCCUAUUGCCAACACAGUACCCAAUUAAAUGGGAUACAUUCAACUAUGCACCCAUGGCACUGGGUAUAGUAUUGGGACUGAUAAUGUUUUGGUGGUUGGUGGAUGCAAGAAAGUGGUUCAAGGGUCCAGUAAGGAAUAUUGGAACUUCACAUGACAAAGUCUAGUAGUCCGUGUAACAUUAUUUAUUUUUCAUUGCUAGCCAUUAUGGUUUUCAUUUCGUAUGCAUUUUAAGAGACUCCUAUCAUGGGCCUAAAUCAAUUCGUUAAAGCUCUUUAUGGAGUUCGGAUUGCCAUUUCUAACAAGCUGAACCGUUUUCCUGUGAAAGGAGUUCAGCCUAUACUGUGCAUUAAAGAUUGUUCUUGUGGAACACAAUCUUCAACUAGUGGGACAUGCCACUUUGUUUGUAAACUGCCUGUAAAUUAGAAUUUUCUAUUUUAUUGGAAGAUUUGAAGAUAGAGAAGGUCCUAAGGGCAUGACUGAAACUACUAGCGCUGUUCGUACUUGAGAAGAGGAUGCUACCACAUCAACUUGGGAUCUCCAAAACUUUCCAGUUUUAUCAUCUCAUAUAACUGUAUUAUUCUUGCUCACAUUAAUUGUUGACAACAAAAACUAUUUAGUCCGAAACUCCUUAAUUUCA